Molecule: messenger RNA, 927 nt
Organism: Callorhinchus milii (elephant shark)
Lineage: Eukaryota; Metazoa; Chordata; Chondrichthyes; Chimaeriformes; Callorhinchidae
Gene: fstl3
Product: follistatin-like 3 (secreted glycoprotein)
Exons: 5
Coding region: 64-858 (264 amino acids)
Biological process (GO): regulation of BMP signaling pathway; negative regulation of activin receptor signaling pathway; cell differentiation
Molecular function (GO): activin binding; protein binding
Source: RefSeq, a predicted model, not a curated record
UUGGAGAGUUUGGAGUUUGGGGAGUUUGGAGUUUGGAGCGUUGCGGUUGGGAUCCUGGCCGGGAUGCCUUCCUUGUCCCAGCAGCUGUUGCUGCCCCCCCUGACGUUGGCUGUGGUGUGUCUCCUCCUCGGGGGGAAACCUGCCUACGCUGGAGUCUGCUGGUUACAGCAGGGGAGGAACGGCAAGUGUCAGGCGCUGUCAAUGACCAGGAUUAUCCGUGAGGAAUGCUGUGGGAGCGGGAAUGCCCAGGCCGCCUGGACCAGCCAGGACAUCCCUGAGGGAGAGAUCCUCAAGCUCAUCAUCCUCGGGGGAGUGGGCUGCCACCCCUGUCACAAGACGUGCGAGGACGUGGACUGUGGCCUCGGGAAGAUCUGCAAACUGAACAAACACGCCAAGCCCACGUGUAUCUGUGCCCCCGACUGCUCCAACGUGACAAAGAGAGUUCCCGUGUGCGGGACAGACGGCAAGAUCUACAGCGACGAGUGUGCUCUCCUCAUGGCCAAGUGCCGUGGGCUGCCCGAGCUGGAGGUCCAAUAUCAGGGCGAGUGUAAGAAGUCCUGCACGCAGGUCUUGUGCCCGGGCAGCUCCAUGUGUGUUGUGGACCAGACGAACAGCGCUCACUGCGUGAUGUGCCGUGUGAUCCCGUGUCCGGAGCCGCUGUCACCUGGUCAGGCGCUGUGUGGCAACAAUGGGCUGACGUAUCCCAGUGUCUGCCACCUGCGGAGGGCAACCUGCCUCCUGGGCAAGUCCAUUGGCGUCGCUCACUACGGCAGGUGUAACUCCUCAGAAGAAGACAUCAAGGAGAGAGGAGAGCAUCAGGACAACACUGUGUUCUCUAAGAUGUUGCUGGGAUGGUAGCUCUCAGCCCGGCUCGGAACAGAGAGAGACACAGAGACACAGACAGAGAGAGAGAGAGGCAGAGAGAGA